Molecule: messenger RNA, 1458 nt
Organism: Hydra vulgaris (swiftwater hydra)
Lineage: Eukaryota; Metazoa; Cnidaria; Hydrozoa; Anthoathecata; Hydridae
Source: RefSeq, a predicted model, not a curated record
UGCGUCUGUACUAUUCAUCAGAAUUUGAAACUACUUUUACAUCCUUUUGGUGUGACAUACAAAGAAUUGUUACCUUAUAUUGUCUGUGAUAUAACUAAUAUAGACUGUAUGAUGAGGAAAUGUGAAAAAUGCCCAGCAACUAUGAAUGCAUUGGUUGAAAAACUUUAUGAUAUACUUGGAGAAUUUGAAGAUGAUGAUGAGAUUGAAUUUGAUCAAUGGACAACAACAGAUAGGUCAAACUUGACACAUAAUAAAGAGCCAGUGUUUGAAUACAUUGAACUAGUAUGUAGAAAACUGGAAAAACUUGCACCACAUUCGUAUUUAGCAAAGAGUCAAGCAUUAUACCUGAGAUCAAGAAAGGAAGAUAUGAAUGAGGUAACAGCAUUAUUUCGGUGUGAUUUUUCAAAAAACUAUAAAUUUGUAGUUCAGGAUGAAGUGCAAAGCUUUCAUUGGACAAAUUUAUAAUGUACACUUCAUCCAGUGAAUAUUUAUUUCAAAAAAGAAGGCAUUCUCAAGCACAAAUCCUAUUGUAUUAUUUCGGAUGAUAUGAUCCAUGAUGUGAACAUGGUUUAUAAAAAUAUUGAGUUUGUUUGCAAUGAUAUAAAAACAAAUUUGCCUCAAAUAAAAAAUAUUGAAUACUUUUCAGAUGGGUGUGCAGGUCAAUAUAAGAAUUGCAAAAAUAUGUUAAAUCUUUGUUUCCAUUGUGAAGAUUUUGGUUCUACUGCUAAAUGGAACUUUUUUGCAACUAGUCACGGUAAGCAACCUUGUGAUGGGAUAGGUGGUACAGUCAAACGCCUGGCAACACUAGCAAGUUUGCAAAGAGAUAUGGAUAAUCAUACUUUAUCUCCACAAACAAUGUAUAAAUAUUGCAAUGAAAACAUUGAAGGCAUAAAUUUCAUAUUUAUUUCAUCAGAAGAUUUAACUUUGGUGAGAACCGCUUUUAAAGAACGAUUGGAUACUGCUAAUACAAUACCUGGAACACGUAGUUACCAUCAGUUUGUACCACUUGGCAAUCAAAAGGUAGGCACUAAGCUAUGCAGUGUUGAUGAAGAAUUUGCUUUAAUUCAUGAAUUUGGAAAUAUCCAGAUAACAACUGUAAACCUAGUACCAGGUAAUUAUGCCUGUGUUUCCUAUGAGCAAAAGUGGUGGAUAGGAGUCAUUGAAGAUAUUAAUUUAGAAGAAAAAGAUGUGCUUGUAAAAUUUAUGUGUCCUAAUGGUCCUGCACGGUCGUUUAAAUGGCCACCAAAGGAAAGUCAAUGCUGGAUUCCUGUCCACAUUAUUUGCAAAGUUGAGGUACCAAUAACAAAAACAGGACUUUGCUACUAUUUAGCCAAAGACGACUUAAUUAUUUUCCUUAAUUAUUUUCCUAAGAAAGUAGAGAUUUUUAUAUUUAUGAGUCUAUUAUGUCUUACCCAUUCUUUUUUUAAAUAUUAUGUUUUGUGAACCAACUUGUAAAUA